Molecule: messenger RNA, 1446 nt
Organism: Miscanthus lutarioriparius
Lineage: Eukaryota; Viridiplantae; Streptophyta; Magnoliopsida; Poales; Poaceae
Source: the annotation of a GenBank genome assembly
AUGUCCGUCGCAGAAUAUGAUGACAUACUAGGCAUAGUACAUGAACUCCUUCCGCCUGACUCCAAGUUACCUAAUGACUUCUACCAAUCUAGGAAAUUAUUAGAGGGUCUUGGUAUGCAAUAUAUCAAAAUUGAUGUUUGCUAUAACAAUUGCAUGCUAUUCUACAAAGAUAACAAGGACAAAGAUAAAUGUGAUUUUUGUGGUGCUAAUCGGUGUAUCCAAAAACUUAGGAAAAAAGUAAGAAAUAAGGCUCGUGUUGAGGCUGGCAUUGUUGAGGCAUUUCUUGUUGAAGAGGCUGCAAAUACACUAAGUCUAUAUUUUAGACCCCAUGCUCCAUCUGUUAGAAAUAAGGUGCCUCGCUAUGAUGAUUGUGCAUCUUCAUUUCAAGGUACAUGUGACCUUGACAUUUUUAAAUGCCCGGGUCGUUGCAUGAGCCCUAGAGGUGUUCGUGAACUCUCAAACAAGGAGUACAAGGUUGCUUUUCUAUACAUAUUGACAAACAUGCCGGAGAUGGAUGAUUUCUUCACACACUUCGAUAAUGAACAGUGGAAGAGCCGUAUAGCUCCCACAGACCAGCAACGUCGUGAUUUAAGGUUAAAUGGUUGGAAAAAUAGCCGUGGUAUACAAUCUGGUCCAAAUUUUUUUGAUUGGUUCAAAGAGCAAUGCUUGAGAACAGCUAGCAUUCACAAUGCUCUGUUCCAAAUGUCCUAUGGUUACUGCCCUCGAGUUAGGUCCUAUGGGUGUUAUGCUGUCAAUGGCUAUAGAUUCCGUUCAAAGAAAUAUGAGAGUGGAAGAGUAGGGCUAACAACUAUCAAUAGUGGUGUUUGUGUAACUUCUUUUGAUGAAUCAGACAAUGCUCUAGAGUAUUAUGGAAUCAUAGAAGAUAUAAUUAAAAUUGAGUGGGAAGGCAGCAUGAAACUAGAGUUGGUGCUGUUUUAUUGCUCCUGGUUUGAUCCAACACCCAAUGGAUUGAGGCGUAUUGAAGAUCUAGGCUUGGUAGAGAUCAAUCAUACAUUAAGAUUAUCAAAUUUUGACCCAUUUGUGAUGGCUAGUCAGGUUACUCAAGUGUACUAUCUGUCAUACCCGUGUAAGAACAGAGAGUUGUCUUCAUGGUGGGUUGUCUACCAUGUUGCUCCACAUGGAUGUGUGCCUAUGAAUGAAAGCAGUAGUGAAGCUAUGAAUAUGGAAGGGGUAGUGCAGGAUGUCUACCAAGCGGAUGGUUUGGAUGGCACCUUUGUCAUUGAUUUGAGUGAUGCCUUGGACUCCUUAAUUGCAACGGGAUCAGAUGAGGUUACUGACCCAAAAGACUUGGAAGCAAUACAGAAACAAGUUGUUCUAGAUGAGGAAUAUGAUGAAGAAGCUAUUGAAGAAGAGAAAGAGACGGAAGAGGAUGAUGAAGCAAUGGAUGAAGAAGAUGAAGAAACUUAUGAUCCAAAUGAUUUUUGA